This is a messenger RNA of Capsicum annuum, 357 nucleotides long. Its product is annotated as isoflavone-7-O-methyltransferase 9-like. The transcript has 2 exons. Lineage: Eukaryota; Viridiplantae; Streptophyta; Magnoliopsida; Solanales; Solanaceae. The coding region runs from base 1 to 357 and encodes 118 amino acids. The record is from RefSeq and is a predicted model, not a curated record. Gene Ontology annotation, molecular function: S-adenosylmethionine-dependent methyltransferase activity; O-methyltransferase activity. Gene Ontology annotation, biological process: methylation.
AUGGCGAUAGAAAACAAAAGCAAUGCAUGCACUACAAGAAUAAAGCUAAUACUACAACAGACACCAUCAAGCCUUAGCCUGUCCGGAAGCAAGACAAUACUCUCACCAGGAGUGAAAAAUUCUUUACAACAUGUUAUGUAUAAUUGGAGUGAUGAGGAUUGUGUCAGCGAUAAAAAUGAAGGAAGAAAAGGGAAGGUCCUUAUCAUUGACAUGGUAUUGAAUAGAGAUGAAGAUGAAGCAAACAUGACUGAAGUGAAGCUCAUAUUUGAUAUUCUAAUGAUGGUUUAUGUUACAGGAAGGCAGAGAACUGAGAAAGAAUGGGAAAAGCUAUUCCUUGAGUUGAGGCUGGCUUCAUGA